This is a messenger RNA of Hordeum vulgare subsp. vulgare (domesticated barley), 2311 nucleotides long. RefSeq names its product tRNA (carboxymethyluridine(34)-5-O)-methyltransferase. The transcript has 2 exons. The record is from RefSeq and is a predicted model, not a curated record. Gene Ontology annotation, molecular function: tRNA binding; S-adenosylmethionine-dependent methyltransferase activity. The coding region runs from base 196 to 1335 and encodes 379 amino acids. Gene Ontology annotation, biological process: tRNA wobble uridine modification. Lineage: Eukaryota; Viridiplantae; Streptophyta; Magnoliopsida; Poales; Poaceae. Gene Ontology annotation, cellular component: cytoplasm; nucleus.
GGCGCCUACGCCCGAGCGGUCAUCCCCGCCUCCUUCCUCGCCGUGCCACGCCGGCAGCAGGCGCUCACCAGCUCGAGUAACCAAAUUCACGCACUCUUGACAGGAACGCCGCGGCCGCAAGGGUCGUACGGACGGGGGCUCGCCGGGAGACAGGAGGUGUUCGCGGACUCGUCGACGAGCUGCACUCAUCAUUGUAUGAUCCAGAUACUUUCGAGGAUAGCAACAAGAAGCCCUCGCCGAGCCAUCUCUGCAUCCAAUCCGUGUAGCUCGAAACUUCAUCGGGCAGAAUUCUCUUGUUGGGAUCCAGCUUACCUAGGUAAUAGUACUGUUAGCCCCAGCUGUACCAUGAGGUCGGGUGAUGGAAAUUCAGAUGGCCAGGACACGCCACUCGCCGAGGGGAAGGACCACGGCUGCUCCCCAGGUGUCCAGUCCACACCGGACAUCGAGAAGAAGUACGUGCACCGUGUCUACGAUGCCAUAGCCCCUCACUUCAGCUCGACACGGUUCGCCAAGUGGCCCAAGGUUGCGGGGUUCCUCAACGCGCUGAGGCCAGGGUCCGUCGUGCUGGAUGCCGGCUGCGGCAACGGCAAGUAUUUGGGCUUCAAUCCUGAGUGCUUCUACAUAGGCUGCGAUAUAAGCCCGCCGCUUAUAGAGAUAUGCGCUGGGAGGGGGCACGAGGUGUUGGUCGCCGAUGCCGUCAAUCUCCCGUACAGGGAAAACGUUGCUGACGCCGCAAUUUCAAUUGCGGUGUUGCAUCAUCUGAGUACCGAGGACAGGCGGAGGAAAGCCAUACAAGAGUUGAUCCGUGUUGUCAAGAGAGGUGGUCUUGUGCUGAUCACUGUUUGGGCUGUGGAGCAGGAAGACAGGUCGCUUCUUAACAAGUGGACUCCCUUGUGCGACAAGUAUAAUGAAGAGUGGGUUGAUCCAAGCAGUCCGAUGGUGCGUAACAAAUCUGCUACUAUGCUAGAUAGCAUUGAAGAGACCGAUGAAGACACGGGCGCCGUCAAGCAAAUGGAUGAUCGGCUGAAAAAUAGUUUUGAUGGUUUGGAGGAUAAGACCUUAAUUAUGGAUGAGCAUGACAAAACCCAGCAGGAGUACUUUGUUCCUUGGCAUCUACCAUUUCACCGAGCAGAAAUUGGCGGUGCAUCUGCUGCUGCUCUACAGAAUGGAUUGGCAAAGAAAGAUGAUAAGAAGGGUACUGUGGUCUACAACCGUUAUUAUCACAUUUUUGUCGAAGGAGAACUUCAAAGGUGGAGUUUUCUUAACCUGAACAUUCACAUGAAAAAUGCUUCUUUUCUUUUAGUCCUCUUAUUAUUCGUGAACCUGCACAAGUGAAGAUGUUAAAUAAUGUCAUGUUUUUGGAAUCACCAUACUAGAGGUAUCAUACAGUCUUUCUACUUCAUAGCGUUAACUUGACAGCUAAGUCACAUCAUCCUAUAUUUAUUUGUUCAGAGAUGUCACACAUGAUGCAACUUUUACUCUAGAUAGUACCAUACAGUACACUUGUGCAUAUCAACAUGCUCAUUUGGUUAGGCAAACAAUUGCGCGACAAAUUGGGAAAUGUGAGCUAUACAUGCGAUUUGAUGGCUAUGGCGUUCUUUUGUUGUAUCUUUCUUCAGUUUCAGAAAGGGUGACCUCUUUUGUUGUAUCUUUCUUGAGUAAAGAUUUUCCAGAAAGGGUGACCUAUUGCUACCAUCUUAUGGCUCAUUUGGUUCCAUACCAUUAUCAUGUUACUGCAUUAUGAGCCAUUAAACAAAGACAGAAAGUAGCAUGCCAAAAUAAGUGUCGUUGAUCUUGUACAAAAUUUGUACUGAUUUAGUACUAAAUCCGCGACACUUAGAGGUAUCAUAGAGUCUUUCUACUUCAUAGCGCUAACUUGACAACUAAGUCACGUCAUCCUAUUUUUAUUUGUUCAGAGAUGUCACACAUGAUCUAUCUUUUACUCUAGAUAGUACCAUACAGUACACUUGUGCAUAUCAACAUGCUCAUUUGGUUAGGCAAACAAUUGUGCGACAAAAUGGGAAAUGUGAGCUUUACAUGCGAUCUGAUGGCUAUGGCGUUCUUUUUAUCUUUCGUGAGUAAUGAUUUUCCAGAAAGGGUGACCUCUUUGGUUGUAUCUUUCUUUAGUAAAGAUUUUCCAGAAAGGGUCACCUAUUGGUACCACCUUAUGGCUCAUUUGGUUCCAUGCCAUUAUCAUGUUACUGCAUUAUUAGCCAUUAAACAAAGAAAGUGGCAUCCAUCAUCUGCUUUCGUUUUGCUUCAGCUAUGGUCUUCUGAUUGAGAAUAACAUCUUGCAUUUGUUGUGUCGCCA